Molecule: messenger RNA, 1995 nt
Organism: Contarinia nasturtii (swede midge)
Lineage: Eukaryota; Metazoa; Arthropoda; Insecta; Diptera; Cecidomyiidae
Exons: 6
Coding region: 115-1839 (574 amino acids)
Cellular component (GO): nucleus
Source: RefSeq, a predicted model, not a curated record
AAAUAUUAAAAAAAAAAAAUAAAUAAAUUUCAUUUUUAUCAAUAAAUAUCUGGUAACAGCAUAAUACUGUCUUGCUUUGUUUUUUUCAAUCAAUAAAGUGUGAAACAUCAGAAAAUGGGAAUCCAAGGAUUAGAACAUUUCUGUAAAAAAAAUCCCGACAUUGCAGAAGAAAUUGACAUUAGAGAGGAAAUUGAAAAAUGGCGCGUUGAUCACCAUGGCAAAAAUCCAACAAUAAUUAUUGAUCUGAAGGAAUUAUUAAGGGUGUUCUUCAGAAUUGAUGAAGUUGGUUUGAUUUUAGGUGGACGAUUCGAAAUAUACAGUGAGAUUCUUGAAUAUUUUUGCGAUGAAAUGAAGAAAAAUGGUGCAAAGUUGGUGUUCUUUGACCGACUCAAUGAAGGAAAAUUUAAUAAAGUCGAAGAAUUCCAACCAAUUCACCCACAGUAUGACUGUCUCAUUGAACAUAAGCCGAUGAUCUAUAAUUAUCAUCAUCAAAAUUUACGACCUACCGAACGUAUUUCAUACAAUUUAUAUUCGACAUGCGCAAAGUAUGGAAAAAUCUAUACAAAAUACACAAGCAACGCUGGUGUGAUUUUGUCAUAUAUUCUAGAAAACUGCGAAGAAGUGAUGGCAUUGAUAACACGUAAUACAUCAUUUUUGGUCCGAAUGGUUGAGCUCGAAUUUAUGUUUUGGAGUCUUUCAAAUAUUGAUUAUGGCAAAUUGAAAAUUACAAAGUUCUGCUAUCGAAAACUGUGUGAAAUAACUGGAUUGGAAUUGCAUCAUAAUCACCUGAUUUGGGCUAUUAAACAUGUGGACAUAGGUCAUACAAGCAAGAACAAGUAUCUUUCUUUUGUAGAGUACGCCAAGAAACAGCAAUAUGGUCCAAAUGGAUAUGAUACCGAGCAAUUGACUGGUAACUUGACCAAUGCGGAUCGAACCAAAAUCGCCGAAAAUCUCGCAACAUUAGAAAAGUAUGUCGAUUGGAAAGUAGAAGAAGGCAUAGUUGAUGAUUUCAUUCAAAAUGAUGAAACAUUCAAAAGUGUGUUACGGUUUUGCAAGGAUAACAUCUACUUUGCUUACAAGCUCAUUAUCGAAACAUAUACAAUUCCGAAAGAUCUUUUCUACAUCGAUAUCCGUCGAUCGGAUGCCAUUACGUUCAUUGACCUUAUCAUCAAUUUAACAAUGAAACAAUUGGGAAUCCUUUUCAAGGAUAUCGACCCGGAAAUGCAGCCAGCGAGACGAAUGGUUCUACUAAAACGAGAUUUUAAUGUAGAAACUGUUAAAUAUGAAAAAGAUAUCAUUUAUCCAUCGAUGCCGUUACCCAGUCUGGUGAACUUGAUCAUUGAUGAAGAUAACAAAUCAUUCAACGAAUCACGGUGGUGCUUAUUACAAAACUUGCUUGAUUUGGAUGAAGAAACUAUUUCGAAGAUUAACAAUGCAAAGAAGCAGCUGCGAAUUGUACUGUACACACUAAAAUUUCUGCUGGUGAAUGAAAUUAUUUCAACACAUGAUGCAGACAUACUCCUGGUCACGGAGUUGGAUGGACGUAGUAAAGGAAACGUGUAUGUCCCUAAAAAUGCAAAACGUCCACCGCCACCGAUGCCAAAUCAACAUUAUCCGCGUUAUGUGGAGUUUCCGUGGGUGCGAAUAGCUCAUAAAUAUACAAUCGCCUUCGAACACGUUUGUCAUUGCCUUGAGAUUUGCGGCCUUCGUAAAGAAGCGGACAUAAUCAAGUUUGAUGCAUUGAAAUUUCACAAAAAUAUGCAUCUCAUGAAAAAUGGAAAGGACAAUGAGGAAAUCAAACGUACAAUGGUGCGAAUCGAAAACAUUCGCCUUUGGUGAAAUCAACCCAUGAAUGCUUUGGGUCUGCCUUUUACUGCUGCCAUUCUUUAAAAUUACUUUCUUUACUUUAUCGUAACAAUCAUAUUCAGUUUCAUGUGAUUUGUAGAGAAAAUUCGAGCUUGUGUCAGCCUAUUAAACCAUUCCAAAAAGUGUUGA